GCUAACCACAGUGCCUGGGAAGUGGAUGAGAGGAGCUGUGCAGAGAGUGGAGAGCAGUGCUGGCCAUGGAGAUGUCAGCCCCAACCCUCCUGGCAUUGCUCAGCCUAACAGCAACUACUUGCAAUACCCAGGAUACCUGCCCAGAAGUAAGAAUAGUGGGACUGGGUGACGCUGAACAGCUUGCCCUUCUCCAAGGAUGCCCAGGGAUCCCAGGUGCCUCUGGCUCAAAAGGAGAACCAGGUGUCCCAGGAACAAAAGGUGAAAUGGGAGCUCUGGGCCUCCCUGGGAAGGCAGGACCACCUGGUGCAAAAGGGGCAGCUGGAGAGCCUGGCUUCCCAGGACCGAAAGGUAAACCAUGCUGCCUUGAGAGGGCAGGGUGUGGAAGGUGAAAACCAGUUGAUGAUGUUGUUUGUCUAACAGGAACAAAAGGAGAGCCUGGAUUUCCAGAAACAUGGGCCAGGAACUGCCAAGACCUCUUGGGUAAAGGAAAGAUCCUGAGUGGCUGGUACACCAUCUACCCCCAGGGCUGCAACGCCACCACUGUCUUCUGCGACAUGGACACAGAUGGUGGAGGAUGGAUCGUGUUCCAGAGGCGCUGGGAUGGGUCUGUGAAUUUCUUGCGAGGCUGGGAUUCAUACAAAAGAGGCUUUGGCAGCCAGCUGACAGAGUUCUGGCUGGGCAACGACAACAUCCACUUCCUCACCUCACUGGAACCCUGUGAACUCCGUGUUGACCUGAGGGACUUUGAGAACAAUUACUAUUUUGCUAAGUACGCCUCCUUUAGAGUGUUGGGAGAGCUGGAGAAGUACAAACUGGUUCUAGGAGACUUCCUUGGUGGAAAUGCUGGAGACUCCUUCUCGUACCACAAGAACAUGCCAUUCUCAACCACAGACCAGGACAAUGAUUUGAGCUCCCUGAACUGUGCCACAGAAUACAAGGGAGCCUGGUGGUACAACGACUGCCACUACUCCAACCUGAAUGGGAUGUACUGGCUGGGUGCCCACAGCAGCUACGCUGAUGGCAUAAACUGGAAGACAGGCAAGAACUAUCACUACUCCCUGCAGAGAACAGAAAUGAAGUUCAGGCCAACCUGA
Molecule: messenger RNA, 1094 nt
Organism: Indicator indicator
Lineage: Eukaryota; Metazoa; Chordata; Aves; Piciformes; Indicatoridae
Product: ficolin-1-like
Exons: 9
Source: RefSeq, a predicted model, not a curated record